Nipponia nippon (crested ibis) is the source of this 1401-nucleotide messenger RNA. The record is from RefSeq and is a predicted model, not a curated record. Lineage: Eukaryota; Metazoa; Chordata; Aves; Pelecaniformes; Threskiornithidae.
GACGCCUGAGCCACCCUCCCGGUGGGGACCAGCCAUGGAGACGGUUGUCAUCGUGGCCAUCGGGGUGCUGGCCACCAUCUUCUUGGCGUCCUUCGUGGCGCUGGUGGUGGUCUGCCGGCAGCGGUACUGCCACCCCAAAGACCUCCGGCACCACUACGACACCAAACCCAUCGUGGACCUGAUGGGGACCACUGAGAUGCCGUCGGAGCCCUCGGAGCUGGAGCUGGACGACGUGGUCAUCACCAACCCCCACAUCGAGGCCAUCCUGGAGAACGAGGACUGGGUCGAGGACGCCUCGUAAGUGUCGCACACCCUGGCCCCACUCCCGUUGUGUCCCCCCCCCCAGAUCUGCCACACGCUGACGGAGAAGCUGGUGGCCAUGACGAUGGGCUCGGGCGCCCGCGUGAAGUCCCCCGCCAGCCUGGGUGACAUCAUCGUGGUGGCCAAACGCAUCAGCCCCAGGGUGGACGACGUGGUGAGAUCCAUGUACCCGCCGCUGGACCCCAAACUGCUGGACGCGAGGGCCGCAGCGCUGCUGCUGUCGGUCAGCCACCUGGUUCUGGUGACCCGCAGCGCCUGCCGCCAGCCCGCCGCCCGCCACCGGGUCGGGCGGGCGCUCGCCUCGUGCUGUGCCGACAAGGUGCACUGCUGUCCCCACGCCACCGUCUGCGACCUGGCCCACGGGCGCUGCCUGUCACCCGCCGGCGAUGUCCCCAUGGGCACCGCGUUCCCCGCCUGGAAGCGCCAGCCCCCAGCGUCAGUUGCGCUGCGCCAGGUGCUGUGCCCCGACGGCCGCUCGGCGUGUCCCGACGGUGCUACCUGCUGCCAGCUGUCCUCGGCGCAGUACGGCUGCUGUCCCCUGCAAAACGCGGUGUGCUGCGGCGACGGGCGGCACUGCUGCCCGCAGGGCACUGCCUGCGACCUGGAGCGCUCCACCUGCACCUCAGCAGCGGGGCGGGCACGGCCCCUGGCAGCCCUGCCCAAAGCUCGUGACGUGCAGUGUGACGAGGAGACGAGCUGCCCCGAUGGGAACACGUGCUGCCGGCUGAGCUCGGGGGCCUGGGGGUGCUGCCCGCUGGAGGAGGCCGUCUGCUGCCCCGACCACGUGCACUGCUGCCCCCAGGAAAUCAGGCUUCAUAUGAGAGAAAGGCUGGGGGGCGGCUGCCUGCGGGGGGGGGGGGGCCGCCGGCCCUGGCUGCGGAAGACCCCGGCGCUGGCCCGGGGAGGGAACGUGCAGUGUGACGAGGAGACGAGCUGCCCCGACGGGAGCACGUGCUGCCGGCUGAGCUCGGGGGCCUGGGGGUGCUGCCCGCUGGAGCAGGCCGUCUGCUGCAGGGACCGCCAGCACUGCUGCCCCUGGGGCUACACCUGCAACGUGGCCACCCAGAGCUGCGACAAGCU